AUGAAAAAAUACGGUGUUCUGAUUUUCCAUGUCCUUCUGAUUUAAAUUUUUAGAUUUUAGAAUUUUUAAAUGGUUUACUUCAAAAAAAUCCUUAAAAUAGAAUGUUUAUUUCAAAAAUAAAAAUACAUCCAUUUAUUUUGUAUUAUAUUUAAAUCUAUCAUUUAUAGUAAAUAUUCAUAAUCAAUAAUUCUGUAGAAGACUUUGGCUAAUGAUUUUGAAAUUUGUGAAAUAAUUAGUAAUGGUUGUUGGUAUUGAUAAUUAAAAAUGUAGAGAGAUGAUUUAAAAUAACAAACAUAGUGCAACAACUAUAUCUUAUCAUCUAUUAAACAUUUACUAAAAAUUUUAAUCCUUAUAAACUUAAAGACUUUGAACUCAUUAAAGUAUAAAAUUUGCAAUAGAAAAACCAAACUAAUCUACCCAACAUCGCUCAAACCCAAGUAUAGCAAUAAAAUUACAUUUUGCUAUUUUUCGUUUAUUUUUUAGUUAGUCAAACUCUAAUACUUAAGAAUUUAAAAUUAAUCUCAUAUCAUAAAAAAAUAAAAUCUUAUCAAACUCAGAUAUAAAUACCUAGAUGUUUAAAAAUAGAAUUUUAGAAAAGACCUAAAUCAACAGAGAGAAGAUUAAUUACAGACUAAGAGCGAUGGGAAAAAAACAAGAUUAAUCAUGAAUUGAAAGAAAAAAAUAUUUCUUAUAAAUCAUAUGUUUCAAAAUCAAGUAAAUCACCUAUUAUUUAUAUUGAAUACAAGUUAAAACAGAAUUAUGUGAUUAAAUAUGAUUACUAAAGUAUAUUAAAAAAAACAAUAAUAAAAUUUUUACAAUUAAAUACUAUAUAAAUCGACUACAUUAUGCUUUAAGAAUAAAUAAAAUCCUUAAGUUCAUUUCCCAAUCUCUCAACUCUUUGUAAAAAAGAUUAAAAACAGAAAUAAUCUUUAGAAAAAUUGUUAAAGCAUAAACCAAAUGUAGUUAAGAGUUUAGAUAUCUAUGCUUAAAAUAUAGAAGAAUACCUGAAAGAUUAGAGAAAGAGAAUUGCUUAUUUAAAAAAAAGAGAAGAACCCUAUUAUGAUUCUAAACCGAUCUAAGCUUAUGAUGAGGCACUAAUUAUGUAAUUCAAUAGAGUUAAGGCUAAACAAUAUUAUUUGCAACAAUCCCAAAAAAAAAUAUCAUAACAACCCUCUCCUGAGUAAUAACGUAAUAGAACCCCAUCUAAAUAUUUCGAUAAGAAUUAUACUCCUUUGAAAAGAAAUGAAAAAUUUGAUAUUCCAUCUCUUUAACCUAUAAAUGUUUCACCUCCAAAAGAACUUAAACCAAUUUAAUUUAGAGUAAAAUUUAACAUUUAUUAAGAUAGUAUAAUUAUACGAUGUAAUUAAAUGAUCCAAUUCUUAAACAAGUUCUUAGUACUCGUUAAUAAUGGAUAGAAGUUCCAAAUAAUUCAUUUUCUCAUCUAUAAUGGUUAACUUAACUCUUAGAUUUUAGUAAUCUUAUAAAAUAAGAUGCUGUUUCUAAGAGAUAAAUGGUUAAUUUAAUGGAGUUUUAGCAUGAAUGGUCAGCUAAAUCAUAAUUAUAUAUUUGUCUAUGUUCCAUUUCACCAGAAUAAGCAUUAAAAGUAUUACCAACAGGAUUUGUUUUAAAUUUUAAAAUAUCAUAAUGGGUUGAAGAUUUAGAUUUUAUUUAAGAUUAUUUUAUUGCUAAUCACCCUGAAAAAGAAAAAUAAUAAAAAUUUCCAUUUUCUGUUUAUAUCCCUAAUAAAGGUGGUUUAACAUUUAAUAAAUAAAUUUCAAAACUAAUUUAAGAUAUUCCAAAGUUAUGGAUAUGUAAAUCAGCCCUAGGAAAUGGUGCUAAGUUAAUUCAUAACAUUGAUUAAUUAUAAUAAUUUUUAAUACAAUAAUACAAAGAAUCAAAAGAGUUUGUGAUUUAAAAGUAUAUAACAAAUCCACUUUUAUAUGAUGGAAAGAAAUUUGAUGUUUAAAUCAAUGUAUUAGUUAAUUAAGAUAAUUAAAUUUAUAUUUCAUCAGAACCAACAGGAAGGUGUUGUACUCUUAAUUAUGAUCUUAAUUCGGUAAUCAAUUUAAUUUAAAUUAUUUAGGAAGAUCCUUUUGUUCAUACAAAACCAAAAUAAGCUAUUUCUCAUAAAAACUUAGUAGAGUUUUUAGAAUCUUAAGGGAUUCCUUUAAAAGAUUUUAUAAAUUAAAUUAAGGCUUCAAUUUCUUUGAUUCCUUGUAAAUUAAAUAGACGAUAAAGAAAAUAUUGUAUGUAAAUUUUCGGCUUUGAUUAUUUAAUUGAUGAAACCAAAAAAAUUUAUUUAAUUGGAAUAAAUGCAAAUCCAACUUAUAGUUUUAUAGAAUUAGAUGGGGCUUUUAGAUUAACUUUAGAUAAAAUUUUUCCAAUCAAUAAUAAACUGGAAGAAAAAUCUGUCUGGAUAUCCCUAAUUUGA
Messenger RNA from Paramecium sonneborni, 2431 nucleotides. Lineage: Eukaryota; Ciliophora; Oligohymenophorea; Peniculida; Parameciidae. The record is from the annotation of a GenBank genome assembly.